This is a messenger RNA of Effrenium voratum, 531 nucleotides long. The record is from the annotation of a GenBank genome assembly. Lineage: Eukaryota; Dinophyceae; Suessiales; Symbiodiniaceae.
AGACUUGUCCAAGCACUUCCAUCUCCGAUGCCGGGCCUGCUUCUGCCCUUUGCAGCGCUGCUGCGCUGGGCACCUGUUCUGCGGCCCACAAGAGGCCCGAAGAGAUACCCUGUCCACCAUGGAGCCGCACAGAACGGUCCUUGGAACACCAUGUUCCUUGAAGGACCUUUGCUGGGUUCCAUUUCAGCUGACCGGAGGCCUUGCCCCAGCCACGCGGCGCUUUGCCGCGCCCCGCCGCGGUGCAGUGGAGAGCUACGCCAAGGUCUCGGUGCUCUGCUCGCGCUGCGGCGAGCUGCUGGCGAGGUACCGCAAGCGGAACGGCACCAAGUCCAACCUGAUCAAGAUGUACGUGGAGCGCAUCGCGGAAGACACGCAUUCAAUUCUGGCGAUGGAGAGCCAAAUCCCCGCCUGCGGCGAGAACAAGGAGAUUGCCUGCCCCGGCUGCGAGCGCAGCUUCUGCCGAGGGCCCCGGCUGGUGAAGGGCCGGCCGGCCUGGAAGAUCAUCGCGGGGCGCGUGCGCAUGAAGUGAGG